AUGGAUGGGCCGAGGCCUGGAGCACAAAGGUUAGUUUUGGAGCGACCAUCUGGGGCUUGUUCUUAUGCCUUGGUGAAAAAGCCAGUGAGAGCCCAGAACACAACACAACCAAUUAGGAAGGCAGUAGCUGGAGGCCUGCUGGCUGUCAGCCUUCCACUGCUACAGAAAAAUGCUGUUAUAAUGCAUGGUUUAAAAGAGAGGAAAGGAAAAAAAGAGACAACGCUGGUUACAGGUCUGAGGGAGUCUAAUGAGAGAAAAAUACGAGAGACGGAGCUGACAUCAGCAGUGAACCUGAAGGCAUCCAGCAUCGGGAGCAGGUUAAGAAGAGCUGACUGUGGCGGUCAGGACACCUUCAUGGAAAAUUACUUCACCAGCCAGCGAGACCACAUCUUCCAUAACGCAGAGGUUUUGAUUUACGUGUUUGACGUGGAGAGCCGUGAACUGGAAAAGGAUAUGCAUUAUUGCCAGUCAUGUCUGGAGGCCAUCCUCCAGAACUCUCCUGAUGCCAACAUCUUCUGCCUGGUGCACGAAAUGGAUCUGGUUCAGGAGGAUCAGUGUGACCUGGUUUUUAAGGAGCGAGAGGAAGACCUGAGGAGUCUGUCUCACCUGCUGGAGUGUGCUUGUCUUUGAACAUCCAUCUGGGAUGAGACGCUCUACAAAGCCUGGUCCAGCAUCAUCUACCAGCUAAUUCCCAACGUUCAGCAGCUGGAGAUGAACCUCAGGAAUUUUGCCCAAAUCAUCGAGGCCGAUGAAGUUCUGCUGUUCGAAAGAGCUACGUUCUUGGUGAUUUCCCACUACCAGUGCAAAGAGCAGCGUGACAUCCACCGCUUUGAGAAGAUCAGCAACAUCAUCAAGCAGUUCAAGCUGAGCUGCAGUAAACUGGCCACUUCCUUUCAGAGCAUGGAAGUUAGGAAUUCCAACUUUGCAGCUUUUAUGGACAUCUUCACCUCAAACACGUAUGUCACAGUGGUCAUGUCAGAUCCGUCCAUCCCUUCUGCGGCCACCCUGAUCAACAUUCGCAAUGCCAGGAAACACUUUGAGAAGUUGGAGAGAGUGAACGGCCCCAAGCACAGUCUCCUUAUGAGUUGAAUAGUCCCAAAUGCUCUUUCUGAAAAUGCUGAAUUGCCUUUUUUGUUUGCAUCCUUUAAUUUUAAUAUUCAUAAUGUCGUGUGCUUAAAAGUGGGCUUUGAAGUGUGUGUUCCCUUCUCCUUUCAUCUUUUUCCCCUGCUCUCCAGUCUUUAAACAUUGGACACUACUUACCUACCCAGUAGAGCUUGAAGCUGGCUUUUCUGAGAAGAUGGUAUGGUGUAACACUAAAGUCGGUGGUUCAUGUGUGUUCUGAUUACCUGGUUAUAAUAGAUAUGCACAUCAAAGCCUUUACCAGUAUCUUCCUGUAUUCCGUAUCAGAUUGCAAAGAUGGAAUGUCACUAUUUUAUCAGCAAGGUAUUAAAAGGCAUUUAUAAA
Cebus imitator (Panamanian white-faced capuchin) is the source of this 1464-nucleotide messenger RNA. RefSeq names its product ras-related GTP-binding protein A-like. Gene Ontology annotation, molecular function: GTPase activity; GTP binding. NCBI's taxonomy places the organism in Eukaryota, Metazoa, Chordata, Mammalia, Primates, Cebidae. The transcript has 3 exons. The record is from RefSeq and is a predicted model, not a curated record. Gene Ontology annotation, cellular component: lysosome; nucleus; Gtr1-Gtr2 GTPase complex. Gene Ontology annotation, biological process: cellular response to starvation; cellular response to amino acid stimulus; regulation of autophagy.